AUGCUGAACGAGAGUUUAUUGAAUGAUAGUUUACUCUCUCAAACAUUAAAUACUGUUAUAAAACUAGAAAAUGGAGAAAAUGAAGUAUUAACUCCAAAUAUUACUGUGAAAAAUUCACCAAAUGAAAAAAUUAAUGUUAAAACAGAAAUUAAAGUAGAAACUGAGCAUGUUGAUCUAAAUGUGACAGCUAUUCGCAAACUAGAAGAUUUAUGUGAAUUCUCCCCAAAUGCUGUUAAAAUAGAACAUUUAGAAAAUACAGAAAACAUCAAAGUAGAAAAUACAAAUAGUUCACAAACUUCUAGUAAUGUAAAUAUAGAUUUGUAUGAAUGUGAUGAUGGUACAUCUAAUAAGCAAAAAAGAAGAAGACUUCAUACAGAUACUGAAAAUUAUGAUAUAUUAUCUGAUGUGAUUAAAAAUGAAUUAUCCAAUACUGAAUUAUAUGACAUAGAAGUUACAGACAUGCUACAUGAUAUAGAUUCUCUGAUGGACUUUGAAGAAAGUAAAACAUUUCCAAAUUUUUUUUGUUCAACAGCUAAUGAUAGCAUUGAAAUUGACAAUAAUAUAGAAAUAUCUCAGCUUUUAGAAGUUGAUCCCCUUGCUAUUACUGAUUGUGAUGAAGAUAAUACAAUUGUUGAAGAUCAAAUAAAUGAAAACAAAAGAACAAAACGGGUAAAGGUUGUAUCUAAGCCAAAAAAAUUGUCUGGAAAUAUAAAAAAUAAGACUAAAGGUACAAAAAUUACUAUUGAAAAAACUGCUGAUGUGGAUUAUGAUCAUAUAAAAGAAAUCUUAGGAACUUUGGACAUUGACCUAGAUAUAAAAAAAGAAGAAGAGGUAAGAAAGGAAGUAAUAGAAGAAGAGGAAAGAAAGGAAGUAAGAAAGGAAGUAAUAGAAGAAGUAAAAGAGGAAGUGAAAGAAAAAGAAGAAGAAAUAUCCAAAGAUGCACUAAAGAAAUUAUAUAGUCUAAAAGUAAACAUAAUACACAAAGUACCACCACAACAUGACAUUGAAGGUGUAUUAGGCACAAAGCCAUUAACAAAAACGCAAAGAAAGCUAUUUUUAAACUAUGGACCAUUAAAAGAUGGUGUAUUUACACCUAAUGAGGAUAAAAUUAUUAAAGAAAAUUGGAAAACGUUUUGUGAAGUUCAUGAUUGGAAUCCUAAAUAUGUGCAACCAUUUCUUUGCAUGACAAUUAAUGGUCAAUUUUAUAUAAAAAGCUUAGAGCAGAGGAAAAAAUUUGCUCAGUUUUUAGCAAAUGGAAUACCAUGGAGAUCACUGUAUAGUGUAUAUCACAGAUUUAAAAAUUUGCAUAGGAAAUAUGAAAAAAGUUUUCAUAGAUACACACCAGCUGAAGAUCAAACAAUUUUAUCCUACAUGAAAAAAGGUAGGAAGAAGAAGAAGCAUACAAAAUACGCGGAUUUAAGUAAAAUAUUAGGUCGUACAAGCCACUCAAUUUGGAUGCGGUAUCAAUUGCUUCAAAAAAUGCAGAAAGAUGGUAAAAAAGAAUCAAUGUAUGAUGUUACAUGGACAUUGUCUUUAAUUGGUACAUUUAUAAAAAAUUUAAUGAAUAUAACUUUAUGUAACAAUGUAAAGGAUUUAAAAGAUGCUAUUAUUCCAAAACCAGUCUGGCUGAAAUUAGAAGAAAAGCUAGGCAUAGGCUAUAAUCUAUUGAAAUUAUUCUGGUGGAAUCAGUUGCAUGCACAAUUAUUUUCUACAGAACCUAUUUACUUAAAUGACAUAAAAAUAAAGUUAAUCGAAUACGUUUACGGAAAAGGAAUUUCGAAUACCCGAGAAAUAGUCUGGCAGGAUGUUGCAAAAUAUUUUGAUGGAAUUACUAGUAUCUUUUUGUGUAAAGUAUUUUAUUAUCUUGUACAUAAAGCGGCUGUAAAAAUAAGUACAACAGAUUUUCCUGCUAUUGUAGAGUACUUAUAUAAUAGGGAAAUACGUUAUAUAAAAAAUGAAGUGAUUGAUAGAUUUCUUCCUAGACUCUCUUAUGAUAACGAGAAAGUUGACUUUGUAGACGAAGGUAACGAAAUACAAUAA
This is a messenger RNA of Habropoda laboriosa, 2040 nucleotides long. RefSeq lists its product as uncharacterized. Gene Ontology annotation, biological process: regulation of transcription by RNA polymerase II. The transcript has 10 exons. Lineage: Eukaryota; Metazoa; Arthropoda; Insecta; Hymenoptera; Apidae. Gene Ontology annotation, molecular function: RNA polymerase II cis-regulatory region sequence-specific DNA binding; DNA-binding transcription factor activity, RNA polymerase II-specific. The record is from RefSeq and is a predicted model, not a curated record. The coding region runs from base 1 to 2040 and encodes 679 amino acids. Gene Ontology annotation, cellular component: nucleus.